Plodia interpunctella (Indianmeal moth) is the source of this 902-nucleotide messenger RNA. RefSeq lists its product as uncharacterized. The coding region runs from base 355 to 759 and encodes 134 amino acids. Lineage: Eukaryota; Metazoa; Arthropoda; Insecta; Lepidoptera; Pyralidae. The transcript is spliced from 2 exons. The record is from RefSeq and is a predicted model, not a curated record.
UAAAAAGGUAUAUGAAUGGUAAAAGAUUCUUGUCUUUAUUGAAAUUUGAAGGAAGGUUAUGACGGUGAUUGAAAUGCUCAAAAAUUCAUCCCCCAGUGCUGGCAAAAAGCUGGAGACAUAUCGUCACACACAUUCCAAUAAUAUGAUUACAAGACAAUAAUAAAUCCCAAACUGAUCUUGGCAACGUAGGAAGACAUAAACAUAGUUCUAUAGAAUCGGUAAAAAACCCGAGACAUUCCCGUGCAGACAGACAAGUCGAAACUUUUCUAUUAAUAGUUAGUGUGAGUUGCGCGCGCAGGAGUCGCCAUUGACCGGCGGAGCGGGCAGUUUUCUUCAUUAUUUGGAAUUUAAGUUAUGAUGGGCUCGGAUCGCCGCGCCUCGGCGCCCGCGCACGACAGCAAGCGGCUGUACGCGGUCAUCACGCUUUUUAUAGGACUCAUAUGCAUUUUCGCCGGAUACAUGUUGGGGCAUAUGACACGUGCCGAAAUAAAAAAGAACAAUGAUGUGUCUCAAAACCUGACCAUCGCAGCCGACUCACUACACAAAAAAGCCAACCGGAUAUCACCAAAGGCUAUCCACCACAACGAUCCAGAAAAAAUAUACGCAAAGCUAUCCGCUAUAUUUCAAUGUAAGACUGAAUGCGGGACCAUUAACAAAUAUAAUUUAGGAGACUAUGUUCAAAGUUCUAUUAAUUACGAAAUAUCGAAAUUGAUCAAAACAUUAAAUAAUGCUACGAUGUAUUUAGAUUCGCUAAGAUGACAUUAGGUUAAUUUAUAUAUAAAGCGACAUUGUGAUACUAAAUCCUAAAAAAUAACACAUGCCAUUUUUAAAGGCAUUUUUACGAGUGUACUCUCUAUUUGUUAUAUAUAACCGUUGGUCAUGAUAAUAAUAAACACUGAUUA